This is a messenger RNA of Phymastichus coffea, 2264 nucleotides long. RefSeq names its product endophilin-B1 (gene EndoB). The record is from RefSeq and is a predicted model, not a curated record. Gene Ontology annotation, cellular component: cytoplasm. The transcript is spliced from 8 exons. Lineage: Eukaryota; Metazoa; Arthropoda; Insecta; Hymenoptera; Eulophidae. The coding region runs from base 79 to 1017 and encodes 312 amino acids. Gene Ontology annotation, molecular function: protein binding.
AGAGAGAGGCGAAGGCGAAGGUUUGGGAGAAAUAGGAGUGCGUGAAAAAUUGCGACUGGAAUUCGUGUUUCGUGUAAAAUGGACUUCAACGUUAAGAAAUUAGUUAAAGAUGCUGGCGCGGCACUUAGUAGGGUGGUCCAGCUUGCAGAGGAGAACCUGGGCACAUCUGAGAAAACCGAGCUUGAUGCUCAUUUUGAACAUUUAGCUGAACGGGCAAAUGCUACCAAAACCUGGACAGAAAAGAUACUCAGGAACAUGGAAGCCAUGCUAACACCAAAUCCAGGCAAUAGGAUCGAAGAUUUCUUUUAUGAAAAAAUUGACAAGAAGAAACCUUGUAGGCUCAGCAACUCAGAAUAUGUUGGUAUAGAUAUGAUUGAAGCUGGUAAUGAUUUUGGACCUGGAACUGCUUAUGGUAGUGCAUUGAUAAAAGUUGGUAACUGCCAACAAAAAUUAGGACAAAUUGAAAGAGAUUUCAUUGGGAUGGCAGCUAAUUGUUAUAUUCAACCAUUGAGGAAGUUUUUGGAUGGGGAAAUGAAAACCAUUAGUAAAGAAAUGGCUAUUUUAGAAACUAAAAGACUAGAUUUGGAUGCAUGCAAAAGGCGUGUUAGGAAAGCAAGAAGUAUGUUGGGCCAACAAAAUGAAAGUGGAAUUUCUCCAGAAGUAUUACUUGAUCAGGCCGAGAGAGAGCUCAGGGUAGCGCAGUCGGAAUUUGACAGACAAGCAGAAAUCACGAAACUUCUGUUAGAAGGUGUUUCAAGUUCACAAGCUGGUCAUCUUCGUUGUCUACAUGAAUUUGUUGAAGCGCAAACUCGCCAUUAUGCACAGUGUCACGCAACAAUGCAAGAAUUACAACGAGAAUUAGCAGGGGCGCGACAGCCAAGUCCUCUGCUGCGAGUCAACAGCGAGGAAGUGAUCGAGCUAAAUUCCUCGCCCACACAAUCCCAAAAUUCACCUAACCAUCUUGCCGGAUCUACCUAUAUCACUGCCACAUUUGACUCAGACGUUUCAAAAAUCUAAUUAUUUCUUUUCCACUGAUAUAAUCUGUUCCUACUCUAUAUUAUCUCCAUGACACUUUAGCUUAUUCGAACAGUUGUUCUCCAUUUUUAGUUUGAUCAAGCACGUAUGUACUUAACUUGAUUUCAGAUAAUUUAGCAUAUCAACAUAAUCGAAUAGCCAUUCCUCUUGAUUAAAAUAAUAUGUUAAUAGCAUUUAUCAUUUUUGUUGUUGCAAUGAUAAUCGUUAUCGAAAUAUCGACGUCGAUUGAAAAAUUUUUUCCAUGACAGAUUUUAAAGUACAUCGUAAUUUAGAUAAUUGUGUAGAUAUUUAUUUUCUAGAUUGUCCAUAAUUCUAAUGGAAUAUACGUAUUAUUUAUGUUAUACCUGCAAUGAUCAAAUAUGGUACAAUGCUACUAGUCAAUUUAAAAUUCAGGCAUACACGUUCCUAAUGAAUUAGAAUUAAUAUAAUUAUAGUUUUACGAUGCUAACAAAUACUUAUAUAUCAAAACUCCAUUAAUAAGUGUAAAAAUAUAUAAUAAUUGACGAAAUAAAUUAUUUAGAAUUAAUAAACUAUUUCUAAUACUGACAAACUUUCCUAAAUCGCACUAACAUUUUUCCUUUCUUACACUUAAUAUAUGUCAUUUUAAGAUACUUCAACUUUUCUAAAUAUGUUUUACUACUCAUCGUAAUCACCACAUGUACAUAUAUUAUGAACUAAUAAUGUGCAAUCCUUUGGCUUCAAAUUUAUUAUGCAUGUUUUCUCACCUUUCAUGAUAUUUUAUUCACGCGGUUCUGUUAAUUUAUUGUUUGAGUGUUCGUCUCUUAAUCAUAAUAGGUUUAAAUUUAUCAAACAUUCUCAUUGUGUGUAUGUUAAGCUUGUUACUUAUCCUUAUUUUUGUUGUUCAUAUGUCAUAAUUUUAGUAAUUUGUUUAGUAAUAAUUUUAUUUUAUCAAUGUAAUUAUUAAUUAUACAUUUCACAAGUAUAGGAUAAAUUAAUGAAAAAUUUAGUCUUUUGUGGAAUAUUAAAUAAAUUAUGAAACGACAUAUUUUGAAUAUAAUAUUAAUUAAUCAAGAUCAUAACGUGCAGGCGAGUUUUAAUAAACUUUAAUUUUCUGGAAAUCUUAAUUGAUAUCGCUUCAAAGUUGAAUUGCAAUAAUUUGAUUGAUAAAUUGAAAGCAAACUUAAGAUUAAGAAAAUGUUUAUUUUUUAAUUGAUCAAUGCACAAAUGUUACCAUCAAAUAUUGCACUUCCUGAAUUGACCCCAUUAAA